AUGUCGGAAGGGAUGGAAGGGUGCAGCAUUCCAAGUACAGACAAUCUUUCACUAGCAACAAUAAGCUACCUGGUUUUCUUAACAUUCCAAGCUCUUGUUGGGAUGUCACUGAAUGCUUUUAUUGUUGUCGUGAACUGCAUCGAUGGGAUCAGAAAGAGACAUCUGAAGUCUGUUGAUAAGAUCUUGACUGCUAUGGGCAUCUCCAGGUUUUGCUACUUGUGUACACUACAGGUAAAGUAUUUCUGGAUGGCAAUAUCUCUUCAGGCAUUGGAGCUGACAUCUCUGUUUAGAGCAUUCAAAGCUGUCAUCUGGUGUCUAACUUGUAGCAACCUCUGCUUCUCUGCCUGCCUGUGUGCCUUUUACUGUGCAAAGAUUGCUAACUUCCAGCACUACAUCUUCAUCCACCUGAAGAUGAGGAUCUCCAGAAUGGUCCCCUGGUUGCUCCUAGCUUCUGUGUUUCUGUCGCUGGUCAAUACUAUCCCUUUCUAUCGUGGUAUUUACACCAUAACCUGCAAAAACAAUAAUAGUUCCAGUGAAUUAGGAAAUGACACUCUUGUCGAUAUUACUAUGGAGACGGAUUUUUUAAACUUGUUUCUUUUCUGUGGCAUAGGGUUUUCCUUGGCUUUCUUUGUACUGGCCAUGUCAAGCUUCCUCUUGCUCUUUUCUGUGUGGAGACACACCCACCAGAUGCAGAAGGGCUUAGCCAGUUUCAGCAAUCCAAGCAUGGCUGCCCAUUUUAAGGCAGUGAAAACGAUAAUCUCCUUCUUGAUCAUCGAAGGCGUUAAUUUUAUAGCUUUGAUGCUCCUGCUGGCAAAUAUUUAUGGAGAGAGAAGUCCAGCAAGCCAAGUCUGCGCCAUCAUUUUAUAUGUUUGUCCUGCAGUACAAUCCAACACCUUGAUUUGGGGCAAUCCCAAAUUUAAAAGGGUAUUUAUUCGAGUCAUGCAUUAUAUUCAGCACAUGUUUUAA
Molecule: messenger RNA, 966 nt
Organism: Hemicordylus capensis (graceful crag lizard)
Lineage: Eukaryota; Metazoa; Chordata; Lepidosauria; Squamata; Cordylidae
Product: taste receptor type 2 member 40-like
Exons: 1
Coding region: 1-966 (321 amino acids)
Biological process (GO): G protein-coupled receptor signaling pathway; detection of chemical stimulus involved in sensory perception of bitter taste; sensory perception of taste
Cellular component (GO): membrane
Molecular function (GO): bitter taste receptor activity; G protein-coupled receptor activity
Source: RefSeq, a predicted model, not a curated record